CCCAGUUCUGGAUUGUGGGGUGCAAUUGCUGCCAUGGGUGCAGGGCCCACCCCAAACCCUUGCUCCCUGGGGAGCGGCGCAGCCGUGCUGAGGAGUGGGGCAGUGUGAGUGGAGCUGCUGUCUGAUUUGGGCCCCCCCAAAUGAAAGGUGCAGUGCAGAGUUAUCUCUUUAUAUAUGACCAUGAGCCGUGGUCUCCAACAAUGACAAUGCAGGGCAGAAACAGGUGUCACCUUAAUACCUUCCCAAGAAAGCCAAUUACCCCUGGAUGAUUAUGAUUAAUAAUUCUCUAAGCCCUAAUCGCGCUGACAGCAGUGCCUGAGGCUUACCCCAGGGGGCACUUUAUAAGGGCUGCCCCGCAGAGGUGAGCGUAGCCACUUCUCCUCGGGGUGACGGCCAAGGCUGAGAGGUGGCGGGAGCCCCACUUCAGAGGCGAUCCCCCUGCACUCUGAAAACACCCCUCAGUAAAAGCAAAAGGCACCUCACGAACCGCAACCAUGAACGGGACAGAAGGCCAAGACUUCUACGUGCCCAUGUCCAACAAGACUGGGGUGGUGCGGAGCCCCUUCGAGUACCCCCAGUACUACCUGGCUGAGCCCUGGAAGUUCUCGGCGCUGGCUGCCUACAUGUUCAUGCUGAUCCUGCUUGGCUUCCCCGUCAACUUCCUCACGCUGUACGUCACCAUCCAGCACAAGAAGCUCCGGACGCCUCUAAACUACAUCCUUCUGAACCUGGCAGUCGCUGACCUCUUCAUGGUCUUUGGAGGCUUCACGACCACCAUGUACACUUCGAUGAAUGGGUACUUUGUCUUUGGAGUAACAGGGUGCUAUGUCGAAGGCUUCUUUGCUACUCUGGGUGGUGAAAUUGCUCUCUGGUCACUGGUUGUCCUGGCUAUCGAGAGAUACGUAGUCGUCUGCAAGCCCAUGAGCAACUUCCGCUUUGGGGAGAACCAUGCCAUCAUGGGCGUUGCCUUCUCCUGGAUCAUGGCCUUGGCGUGUGCAGCUCCCCCUCUCUUUGGCUGGUCCAGGUACAUCCCCGAGGGCAUGCAGUGCUCGUGCGGGAUUGACUACUACACUCUGAAGCCAGAGGUCAACAACGAAUCUUUCGUCAUCUACAUGUUUGUGGUUCACUUCAUGAUCCCGCUGAUGGUCAUUUUCUUCUGCUAUGGGAACCUGGUUUGCACUGUCAAGGAGGCUGCUGCCCAGCAGCAGGAGUCCGCCACCACCCAGAAGGCAGAGAAAGAAGUGACCCGCAUGGUCAUCAUCAUGGUCAUCGCCUUCCUGAUCUGCUGGGUUCCCUACGCCAGUGUCGCUUUCUACAUCUUCACCAACCAGGGGUCAGACUUCGGGCCCAUCUUCAUGACCAUCCCGGCUUUCUUUGCCAAGAGCUCCGCCAUCUACAACCCCGUGAUUUACAUCGUAAUGAACAAACAGUUCCGUAACUGCAUGAUCACAACCCUCUGCUGCGGCAAGAACCCACUGGGUGACGAGGACACAUCUGCUGGCAAGACAGAGACCUCCUCCGUCUCCACCAGCCAGGUCUCUCCUGCGUAGGCCCCCUGGAGCGGCCGGUCCUCGGGGCGCGCCUUGCCGCCCCGGGAGCAGGAACCUGGCCCUGCCGCUGCCGCCCGCCCCGCCGCACCACGGCCCCGGCCCCGCGGGGCAGGCUCCUCUCCUGGCACUAGGAACCCUGGGAACAAGGCUGUAAAUGUGUACACACGUUUUGUAAUUAAAAUGCAAAGGCUUAGCUCCUCCACUGGCGUAAAUCCGUGCUUUUCUGUUGACUUGCUGCGAGCUGGUGUCCCGAGGGCAGACCCCUGGACCUGACCCCCACCAUGGCAGAGCUGUCCUCGUCCCACUUGGCCCUGCCACGCUCCAGCUGCCCGGGGCUUUGGCUGCUGCGGGGUGUCCCUAGCCCUGCCCGGUGCUCCCAGCUCCAGCCCUGCCCCAGCCCUGCCCCGGGAGCUGCCGUGACCCCUCCGGCAGGGAUGGGCCGAGGUGCCGCUGCACGUGGGCCCCUCCGUACCGCAGAGGCGAUGGCUGCAGAUCCUGCAUGGCAAGCAAGUGGCCCCGAGGGGGCCCAGUGGCACAGCCCAGCAUGGCACAGCCGUGUGCGGCAUGUGCUUGGGGAGGGCUCGGAGCUUGCUCCAGCGGUGCAGCAGCGUGUGCCCGGUGUUCGCAGCCUCAGCAGCCCCCCUGAUGCCCCCCUGCAGGGAGCACCC
Chroicocephalus ridibundus (black-headed gull) is the source of this 2218-nucleotide messenger RNA. RefSeq names its product rhodopsin (gene RHO). Gene Ontology annotation, molecular function: G protein-coupled photoreceptor activity. The record is from RefSeq and is a predicted model, not a curated record. The transcript has 5 exons. Gene Ontology annotation, biological process: visual perception; G protein-coupled receptor signaling pathway; cellular response to light stimulus. Bases 495 to 1550 code for a protein of 351 amino acids. Gene Ontology annotation, cellular component: plasma membrane; photoreceptor outer segment. NCBI's taxonomy places the organism in Eukaryota, Metazoa, Chordata, Aves, Charadriiformes, Laridae.